Dromiciops gliroides (monito del monte) is the source of this 5276-nucleotide messenger RNA. RefSeq names its product zinc finger protein 883-like. Gene Ontology annotation, molecular function: RNA polymerase II cis-regulatory region sequence-specific DNA binding; DNA-binding transcription factor activity, RNA polymerase II-specific. The record is from RefSeq and is a predicted model, not a curated record. The transcript is spliced from 3 exons. Gene Ontology annotation, biological process: regulation of transcription by RNA polymerase II. NCBI's taxonomy places the organism in Eukaryota, Metazoa, Chordata, Mammalia, Microbiotheria, Microbiotheriidae. Bases 1045 to 3087 code for a protein of 680 amino acids.
UGCCCAAAAAUAAUUUUUAAAAAGAAAAAAAGAGGAAAAAACUUGGCAAAAUAGAUUGACACCUUCAAAAAAUAGGAUUUUAUAUGCAGUAUCCCAAAUCUAUGGAUUCCAACCUCUUCAAAAGCUUGGAAGAAGGAGGUGUCUUUUCAUGCUUCUUCUUUGGGGCCAAGUUUGUUAUCUUUUUGCACCAUUUUGUUUUGUUUACUUUGUCUUGGUCUUUCUCUCCAGUUACAUUGUUGUAGUCAUUGUGUAGAUUGUUUUCUUGACUCUGCAUCAGUUCGUGGAAAUCUUUUCAUGCUUCUCUGUAUUCAUCAUGAUUGUUGUUUCUUACAGCACAGCGAUUUUCCAUUGCAUUCGUGUACCACAAUUAUUUUAGCCAUCUCCAGGACAACUUCAUUCUCUGACUUAUAAUCAGGCCCUUAGGAUUUUAUUGCCUCCUAUGAGGUAUCCAAAGCACAGAAGCCAGCCUUGGGGUGGCAAGCAAGGACCAGAUAUUUGUGAUGCUUCAAGAGUAAGAGACAGGCCAGUGUUGUCCACUGUUUCCAGAUGAAGGGUCUUGCCAUUGUACUACUAGAACUUACCACAAUUUGUCACUCCUGAGGCUUUGUGUUCCUCAUCCUCUAUUCUUCCACAUCAUUCAUACUACCCCAUCAUUUCAGUGCAAGUGCCUAAAGAUGAAGUUUCUAGUAAGUUCCUCAUGUUAUCAAGCGUCUGGGUGAAAAAUACUAUGCUAGACAAAGGGGGAGAGCUCACAUUUAGGCAAACGUGUUCUGCCUUUGGAAUUCCAGUAUAGUUGGGGGAUGCAACUGUCAUUUUUUGUCAUUUUUAUUCUUCUAAGAUGAAGAUGUUUUAUGAUUGGAAUUCAGAAACCGCUCGUGAAAUAUUACACAAUAAGCACAUGUUGGAGAGGUGCAGAGUGCUUUCUGUGGUCUGAGGGACUGAAGGUUAUUACCAUCAGAUGAUUGAUGAAGGAUUCUGAAAGCAGGACACCCUCUUUCCAAACCAAAUGUGAUCUUCCAGUUAGAGCAAAGCAAAACGCCAUGGAUGAUGGAGAGAGAAGUGCCAAGAAGCAUUUUUCCAGAUUGGGAGGCCAAGUUUGAGACCAAGGAAACAGUUUCAAAGUCUUAUUUUGCUAUGGAAAAAUUAUUCCAUGAAACUUGUCAUGGUCCCUCGGGUUCUAAUUUGGGGGAAUCCUGGGAAUGUAGUGACACGUUUAAGAGGCAGCAGGGCAGCCAGAAGAGAAAUUUCAGGCAAGUACCAGUUGCCCACAAGAAAACUGAUGAGCCAAGAGGUCCAGAAUAUAAUAACUUUGAGAGAAAUUUAUGUUCAGAACCAAUUCUUAUGACACAACAGCAUACCAGAAAGAGUCUCCCUAAGUCCAGUUCAGAUCACCUUUGUUUUGAACAACAUUCUGACCUAAUUCAACUUGGUCAGAUCACCUCAGGGAAAAAAGCCAGUCAAUACAAUGAAUACAGUAUUACCGUAAGUUACCCCACAGACCUGGUUCAGUGUCAUAGAAUAUUUAAUGGAGAGAAACCCUAUGCAUGUUAUGAACUUGGGAAAACCUUCCACCAGAGAGACUUUACAGAACAUCAGAAAACCCCUACUGUUGAACACCGCCACAUAGAUAAUGAAUGUGGGAAAGCCUUCAGUGAUAACUUAACACUUACUCUGCCUCAGAGAAUUCAUACUGGAGAGAAACUCUGUGACUGUAAUAUAUGUAAGAAAGCCUUGAGUGACAGCUCACCCCUUCCACUACAUCAGAGAAUUCAAAUCGGAGAGAAAUCCUAUAAAUGUCAUGAAUGUGAGAAAUCAUUCAGUCAGUACACAAGCCUUAUUAGACAUCAGAGAAUUCAUACAGGUGAAAAACCAUAUAAAUGUAGUGAAUGUGGAAAAGCCUUCAGUCAGUGCACAAAUUUGAUCCGACAUCAGAGAGUUCAUACUGGAGAAAAACUCUUUAGAUGCCAUGAGUGUGGUAAGACCUUCAGCAACAGUUCGUCCUGUAGUAUACACCAGAGAAUUCAUACUGGAGAGAAACCCUAUGGGUGCAGUGAUUGUGGACAAGCCUUUAAUCAACAGGGAAGCCUUAUCCAACAUCAAAGAAUUCAUACUGGAGAGAAGCCCUUUAAGUGUAAAAAAUGUGGAAAAGCCUUCAGCCAAAAUAUACACCUUACUCAACAUCAGAGACUUCAUACUGGGGAGAAAAUUUAUAAAUGCAGUGAAUGUGGUAAAGCCUUCAGCAACAGCUCGACACUUAUUCUACAUAAUAGAAUUCAUACUGGAGAGAAACCUUAUGAAUGUAAUGAAUGUGGAAAAACCUUUAGCCAGUAUACAACUCUUAUUCAACACCAGAGAAUUCACACGGGAGAGAAACCGUAUAAAUGUAAUGUGUGUGAAAAAACCUUCAGCCAGAGCACAAGCCUUAUUCGUCAUCAGAAAAUUCAUACUGGAGAGAAACUCUGUAUAUGCCAUGAAUGCGGACAAGCCUUCAGUCAGCAGGGAAGUCUUACUAAACAUCAGAGAAUUCAUACUGGAGAAAGACCCUAUAAGUGUAAUGAAUGUGGAAAAGCCUUCACCCAGAGUAUGAACCUUACACGGCAUCAAAGAAUUCACACUGGAGAAAAAUUAUAUAAAUGUAAUGAAUGUGGCAAAGCUUUCAGUAAUGGCUCAUCUCUUACUCAGCAUGAGAGGAUUCAUACUGGAGAGAAACCCUAUAAUUGUAGUGAAUGUGGUAAGGCUUUCAGCAACAGCUCAUCAGUUACUCAACAUGAAAGAAUUCAUACUGGAGAGAAACCCUAUAAGUGUAAUGAAUGUGGGAAAGCCUUUACUCACAGUAUGAAUCUUACUCGACAUCAGAGAACUCAUACUGGAGAGAAACCAUAUCAUUGUAAUGAGUGUGGAAAAUCUUUUAGUCAGAAUAUGAACCUUACACGACAUCAAAGAAUCCAUACUGGUGAGAAACCCUACAAAUGUAAUCAGUGUGACAGAGCCUUCAACCAAAGCACGUCUCUUGCUGAGCAUCAGAAAACACAUAGGAAAGAAUCUGGAAAAUAUAAUAAAUGUAACCAGGCUUUUAGUUGCAGCUGAUAUUAUCAAGGAAUGUAGAUUUUUGUUUUUGAAAAAAGCUUAUCAGUCAUUGUGAAUGUAGGGAAACCUUAUCAAGUAACAGAGGGUUUUUUCUUUUCUUCUUCUUCUUUUUUUUUUUUUGGUGAGGCAGUUGGGGUUAAGUGACUUGCCCAGGGUCACACAGCUAGUAAGUGUCAAGGGUCUGAGGUCAGAUUUGAACUCAGGUCUUCCUGAAUCCAGGGCUGGUGCUCUAUCCAACAGAGGGUUUAUAUUAGUGAAAAGCUAUAAAUGCAAUGAAAGUGAGUUAUGGUUCAGUCCUCAACAAACAACAGAGCCUGAGAGCAGAAUGUCCCUCUGGCUAUGAGCAGAUUCCUUUUCUCACUUUUCCUUUACUGUUUGUAGUGAACCUAUGGUCUUGCAAAUGGGUAUUUCUUCCUUCAGUAUGGAUUGCUGCCCAUCCAUACCCUCUCCUCUUUGGUAAUUUUCAUUCUCAUCAUCCCAUAGAGCCCAUCCCAUGCAGGGAAUCUACCUUGUAUGUUGGAGGCCUUCCUCUGGUUGCUUAUGUUUUAUAAGGUCCUGUGGAGAGUCCAUCUGUUAUCUUGCACAAUCAUCACAUGAGUCUACCCCAAUUUUUGGCCAUAUGUUUCUGCAGUCAUAUCCUGCAUACCAUUCAUUGAGCAGAGCUCAUCACUGAAAAUAUAUUACAGCUUACGGGGACUCACCUUCCAUUUGUUUUGGGUUAUCUAUACUUUUGUUUCCUUGCCAAUGAUGGUAUUCCAGUCUGUGCAACAAUAUGUCAUAUUUGUUCACAAGUUAGGAAACUGCAUGGGAUCAUUGGUAUCAAUACAAAUGUUCCCAAUUGCAUCUGCCCUGAUCUCUAUUUAAUUUUGAGCUCACAUCAUUAUCAUCUAAAAUUUCUGUUCCAGCAAUGUGUUCUGAUGGAGUAAUUCAGUAGACUAACCAUCCAACAUACAUCUGUAUGUCAUAGUCUGGACAGCAGAAAUUUUUCAUUCAUUUUCUUUUUCUAGUAUCAAUUGUUAAUCCAAGCUCUUUAAUAAUUAUGGGUCUUAUCGAGAAGGCCCUGAAAUGUUCAGAUUUUCAGGGGGUGGGGCUGGGGCAGAGAGUGAUGCAAUUAGAUUACACAAUAUCUUCCACAGAUGGGAGUUCUUGUCACAUGGUACCCUCAAGUAAAGUCAAACCAACACGCACUUAGUAAGUACUUCCAACAUACCAGCCACUGUGCCCCAGUGUUGGGGAUAUAAAGAAAGCCCUUCUGUGUGGAACUCUCCUUCCAUCUACAGGAAAUCCCUCCUCCAUUUAUAGCUAGUGCAAGUCAUCCACAAUGACUGGCAAACAUUCAGCCUUCGGCAAGUAGCCAUCUCCUUGUUGAUGCCUUAUAACCUUAAUGAUUGGAGGGCUGUUUCUCAGUCAUCUUUGUGACUGUGUUUGUCAAAGAAUCUUAGAUUAUCUUAAUAUAUGCAUGACAGCCUCCUUUUCAUGGGGGAAGAGUCCUUGAGACUGCGUUUUGCUCUGCCCAGUUAAGGGUUUGUUUGUUUUUUGUUGUUUUGUAAUCAAUGAGCAUAGGCUGGGGGAUCUUAUAUUCUCUGUACCAUUCAGCCAAUGAAUUGUGUAACUAAGAAUGUUGUCUGGUAUAGAGAAUGUUUUGUGUGUGAAAGCCUGUUUGUUACAUUUUAAUUACAAAUAUCUUUGAUAUGCAUGUAGAUCAUUCUUAUAAUUCUAUAAGAAUAAAAAAGUAGGCAUGUGGGUUGGUAGCUAUUGGUGUUCUCUCGUGCCUUUUCUGGGCAUUUAUAGACUAGCAGCUGGGGCUGACAUCAUGACCAUCCAUGUGGUAAGUAUAUGCCACAUGUUCUAGGUUCCCAUUUCCCCCCCUCCCUUCUAGAGAUUGGAAUUCCAUUUAGGGCAGAAAGAGAGGAUUGGCAUAUUUGGAAGUGUCAUUGGCCACUGGUUCUAGAAAAUUCCAACCUUUUUCCUUUAAAUAAAAAAUCCUCUACUGGAAGGGGAGAGGGUCAAUAGGUUACACAGCUUUGUAUUUUUGUCCUAAAUGACAUUAAGGCUUUGGCAUUUGAUAAAACCCACUGUGAACCUAAGAGUCAGGAAAAUGAACAUCCAAGGUGGCUACACAGCUGAGGCUAUUAUUGGAGCUUUCCUCUUCCUUUGUUUUCUUCCAAUAAACUCUUAAUUUUACUGUA